CAUUAUUGUCUCGCACAAAAUUGAGCUCUCAAGCUAACCAUUUCAACAGAGCGGAUAACAAUGGCUUCUACACAACAUUCUUUACUUGGGGAAAUUUCUUGGAUUUGUGGAGGAGAUCUUGAUUGGAGUUCUUUGUGCAUCCACAGAGCUUUGGUAGAUGCCUUGAGUCUAUUGCUGGCCUUUCUUUUCUUUCUGCUCUUGCUUGUAGGUUCUGUAAUGAGGAUUGAUAUUAGAGGAUCAAGGAGGUCCUGGAUCACUUUAUUGAUAUCACUUUGUUGUGCUCUUACAAGCUUUGGAUAUCUUGGUGCUAGUCUUUGGGAACUCAUCACAAAAAACACUAGUUCUAGUGAUCUAAGCUGGUUGCCGUACUUCAUAAAAGGAGUAAUUUGGAUUAGCUUCACCCUAUCCCUGCUUGUUCUAGGAUCCAAAAUUGUCAAAGUUGUCAUGUCUUGUUGGUGGGUUGUUUUCUUUCUGAUGGUUUCUUCUCUGAAUAUUGAAGUUUUGAUUACAACAUACAGCAUCCAAAUUUUGGAUGUUAUCUCCUGGAUAAUUACCUUCUUGCUUCCCUUUUGUGCUAUUAGAAACUUGCAUCUCAUUCUUUCUCAACCUGCUCCAGAAAAGAGUUUGUCAGAACCUCUGUUAUUAGAGCAAUCUGAUGAGAGCCAAACCCUUAUAAGCCAUGCCAGUUUCUUUAGCCAAUUGUCGUUUUCUUGGAUGAACCAUUUACUUCGGUUAGGCAAGUCAAAAACAUUACUUCUUGAAGAUAUUCCUUGCCUAGGAAUGGAAGAUGAAGCGAAGUUAAAUUAUGAGAAACUAUCUCGUGAAUGGGACAUACUCCAAACAGAUAAUCGAUGCAACGGUUCAGCAAACUUGAUUCUUAGGGCUAUAGCAAGAUUAUAUUGGAAAGAAAUGGUGCUUGGGGGAUUCUAUUUACUUCUUAGGUCAGCUGCUGUUGUAGUUGCUCCACUUCUGCUAUAUGCCUUUGUAGCAUAUUCUAAUCUUGAAAGUACAGAACUUUCUAAAGGUUUUUUCCUAGUGGGGUGCUUGAUUGUUGACAAGGUUAUUGACUCUCUGUCAAAUCGGCAUUUCUUUUUCUACACCAAGAGGAUUGGUAUGAGAAUUAGAUCAGGCCUAAUGGUAGCGGUUUAUCAGAAACAGCUAAAGCUUUCCAACCAAGGCAGGCAAAGACAUUCAACUGGAGAGGUUGUGAAUUAUAUUGCAAUUGAUGCAUAUCGAAUGGGGGAAUCUGCAAUGUGGUUUCAUGUUGGAUGGAUUUCUGGACUGCAAAUUCUGCUGUCUAUUUGUGUCCUUUUUUGGGUGGUUGGUUUUGGUGCCCUUCUUGGUUUAGUCCCUCUCGCUAUUUGUGGGUUGCUUAACGUACCAUUUGCAAAAGUACUUCAAAAGUGUCAAUUUGAAUUUAUGAUUGCCCAAGACAAGCGACUAAGGUGCAUGUCUGAGAUCCUGAAUAGUAUGAAGAUCAUUAAGUUACAAUCAUGGGAAGAAAACUUCAAACAUAUCAUUGAAUCCUAUAGAGAGAUUGAAUUCAAAUGGCUAUCGAAAACUCAAUAUUGCAAAACAUUGAAUACUUUUUUGUACUGGAUGUCUCCAACAAUCAUCUCCUCUGUUAUAUUUUUAGGAUGUGUCCUGCUUAACAGUGCUGCAUUUGAUUCCUCACUUUUAUAUGCUAUACUUGGAGAAGUACCUAAAGUUUCAGGAACAGUAAAUGUGUUUGGCUCCAAUGCUUAUGUCUCUCAAGCUUCCUGGAUUCAAAGUGGGACAAUUCGUGAUAAUAUACUCUUUGGGAAGUCAAUGGACAAAAACAGAUAUGACGAAGCAAUAAGAGUAUCUGCUCUAGACAAAGAUAUCAAUAGUUUUGACUAUGGUGACUUGACAGAGAUAGGUCAGAGAGGACUCAAUAUGAGUGGAGGACAGAAGCAGAGAAUUCAGUUGGCUCGAGCAGUGUAUAGUGAUGCAGACGUCUAUCUUCUUGACGACCCUUUUAGUGCAGUAGAUGCACAUACUGCUUCGACUCUUUUCAAUGAUUGUGUUAUGAGUGCAUUGGCAAUGAAAACUGUCAUUCUUGUAACUCACCAAGUGGAAUUUCUCUCUGCCGUUGACCACAUUCUGGUAAUGGAGGGAGGAGAAAUUACUCAAUCAGGAAGCUACAAUGAGCUAUUGAUGACUGGGAUGGCUUUUGAACAGCUUCUGAAUGCUCAUAAAAAAGCAGUAAAUUCAUUUGAUCCCGUGAUGAUAAAUAAUGAUCGUAUACCUGACAAAGAGUAUAGCAGUGGGCUUGAAGAGGUCAGCAAGUCUUUUGUAAACGAAGAAAAUAGUCAGAUUUCUUUGAAGGGAGGGACUCAGUUAACGGAGGAUGAGGAGAUGGAGACGACUGAUGCUAUGUGGAAGAUAUUCAUGGAUUAUGUUUCAGUCUCAAAAGGGACUUUUUACCUGAUCUUAAACUUCGUGACUCAGACUGGUUUUGUGGUUCUCCAGGCUGCUGCGAGCUAUUGGCUUGCACUUUCCAUUCAAAGUCCCAAAUUUAGUCAUCUUAUGAUUAUUGGAGUUUAUACUUUGGUUUCACUGCUCAGUGCAUUCUUUGUAUAUCUCAGAUCCUUAUUUUCAGCUCUCCUUGGACUAAAAGCUUCAAAAGCUUUUUUCUCUGGUUUCAUCAACUCGGUUUUCAAGGCUCCCAUGCUUUUCUUCGACUCUACUCCAGUUGGACGGAUAUUAACUCGAGCUUCUUCAGAUCAGAGUGUAUUAGACUUUGACAUCCCUUUUGCCUAUACUUUUGUAAUGGCAGCUGGAAUAGAAUUGGUUGCAACAAUUGUCAUUAUGGCCUCUGUCACAUGGCAGGUUCUCAUUGUAGGCAUCAUCGCUACGAUUGGCUCAAAAUAUGUCCAGGAAUACUAUCAACCCUCAGCAAGGGAACUGAUGCGAAUCAAUGGAACAACAAAGGCUCCAAUCAUGAGUUAUGCAACCGAGACAUCACUUGGAGUUGCCACAAUAAGGGCAUUUGAUAUGGUAGACCGGUUUUUCCAAAACUAUCUGAAACUAGUUGAUGCAGAUGCAAAAGUCUUUUUAAGCUCGAAUGGAGCCAUGGAGUGGCUAGUUUUGAGAACGGAAGUACUUCAAAAUCUCACACUUUUUGUUGCCGCUUUCCUCCUAAUCCUAGUUCCAACGGGUUAUCUCCCUUCAGGACUCGUGGGACUAUCUCUCUCAUAUGCUUUUGCACUAACGGGCACUCAAGUGUUUCUAAGCCGAUGGUAUAGCAGCUUAGCGAACUAUGUUAUUUCGGCUGAAAGAAUCAAACAAUAUAUGCAUUUAACUCCUGAGCCACCAGCAGUAGUGGAAGAUAAUAGGCCAAACUCUUCUUGGCCUUCCAAGGGUAGAAUAGAACUUGUAGACCUUAAGAUAAGAUACCGUUCCAAUGCUCCGUUAGUUCUGAAAGGGAUAACAUGCACCUUCAGUGAAGGAACGAGAGUAGGCGUUGUAGGGAGGACAGGAAGUGGCAAAACAACGCUAAUCAGUGCAUUGUUUCGGCUGGUAGAGCCUUACAGUGGGCAAAUUAUUAUAGAUGGUAUUGACGUUUGCUCCAUAGGCCUCAAGGAUUUACGCCUAAAACUUAGCAUCAUCCCACAAGAGCCAGCUCUUUUCAGAGGGAGUGUAAGAACAAAUUUGGACCCUUUAGGUCUUUACUCUGAUGAUGAGAUUUGGAAGGCUCUAGAAAAGUGCCAGCUUAAGGAUAUAAUUAGCAAACUUCCACUCCAGCUAGAUUCCUCAGUGAGUGAUGAUGGCGAGAAUUGGAGCAUGGGGCAACGCCAGCUCUUCUGCCUCGGAAGAGUCCUCCUCAAACGCAACCGAAUCCUAGUUCUAGACGAGGCAACCGCAUCAAUAGACUCUGCUACAGAUGCCACUCUGCAGAAAAUCAUCAGAGAAGAAUUCUGCAACUGCACGGUGAUCACUGUCGCUCAUCGUGUUCCCACUGUUAUAGACAGCGACAUGGUUCUCGUCCUCUCUUUCGGGAAGCUAGUGGAGUAUGAUGAGCCUUCAAAGCUUAUGGAGGAGACAAAUUCUGCAUUCUCAAAACUAGUAGCUGAAUAUUGGUCCAGCUGCACAAGGAAUUCCCUGCCAGAGUUCAACCAUUGAUGUCCUAUUAAAGAAAAUAAAUGCUAUGUUAAAAAUAUGACAAAAAAAUCACUGUAUAAAAACUUUGUGAUGGGAACUUCAUCCAAAGUGCACUUUCAAGUAGUAGACUAGCGGUUCGAAAAUCAAAUAAAAGUAAUUUUCUAAUUUUCAGUCAAA
Molecule: messenger RNA, 4302 nt
Organism: Ipomoea triloba (trilobed morning glory)
Lineage: Eukaryota; Viridiplantae; Streptophyta; Magnoliopsida; Solanales; Convolvulaceae
Product: ABC transporter C family member 8-like
Biological process (GO): transmembrane transport
Cellular component (GO): vacuolar membrane; plant-type vacuole
Molecular function (GO): ATP hydrolysis activity; ATP binding; ABC-type transporter activity
Source: RefSeq, a predicted model, not a curated record